Molecule: messenger RNA, 3826 nt
Organism: Conger conger (European conger)
Lineage: Eukaryota; Metazoa; Chordata; Actinopteri; Anguilliformes; Congridae
Product: inhibin beta B chain-like
Exons: 2
Coding region: 849-2015 (388 amino acids)
Biological process (GO): BMP signaling pathway; SMAD protein signal transduction
Cellular component (GO): extracellular region
Molecular function (GO): cytokine activity; growth factor activity
Source: RefSeq, a predicted model, not a curated record
GAAAAAAGCCGAUCCGAAGAUUACAUCUUUUUUGCUAACGCAUUUAGACACACCGCGGGACCAGUUCGCAGAUCGGAAAUUAAAAAUCACUUGUUUCAAACAAAUGCGGCAAAGAUCAAACAGAAGAAAUAAGUGGAUGGCGAGUGACAAACUGGAUUCUGCAAACCGCGAAAGGGGAGAAAUGAUUUAAAUGAACGGCUCUUUUUACCCCUUCUCAACCUGGAAUUUCCGCUCAACAGUCUUCGGAAGCUUUGCAAGGCUAAGAAGUUUUUUUUGUUUGGUUUAUAUGCUUGUACUCGCUUAUUUCCAUGUUUCUGUUAAACCAUGGCGUGACGCGUCAGGCGCGCUAAAGUGCCAUUCAACUGCUAUAAAAGGUGCAGAUUUCAAGUUCUCUGGUCAACAUUCUUUUUCUGUUGGAGUUGCACUUGGAGGCUAUAAGUCAACUUGUUCAUUCACUCAGACAAAUCUGAGACCGAGGGCAAAGCCACUGUGUGCUGUCCAUCUGAGUUCCAUUGAUUUGCAUUCCAAAUGACCAAAGACUGAACCGUUUAUCAAUUUAUCAAAGAAAAUGAAAGGAAUUACUUUCUAGCAUGAAUAUUAUUAUUGAAUCGUAUCAAUAGCAUAUAUUGCGUCGCAUGGGAAACGGAAAGAUAUUGGACAACACUAUAUGGACUAGAUUUGAUAACGAAACGAUUUCCUUUUCUCAAACUAAUUUUAGUCCUUGGGGGUUAUCCAAGGAGUUGGGACUUAACUGAGAAGACGAACUUGAAGAUUCUUCUGUAUACUCAGUUGUGACUGAGACUCAAAUACUUUAUUUCCACUGUUGGGAAUAACUUUUGAAAAGGAAAAUGAAAAGGUGUUUUGUUAAAGUGGCUUGCUUUGUGGCUUGCGUACUUUCAAUCCGCUGUACGCCGGCGCCUGGGACCGAGACUCAGACGGUGUCCCAGGAUACGUGCGCUUCAUGUGGGCUUGGACAACCAGAAGAAUCGGGCCGGAUGGACAUAGACUUUUUGGAAGCAGUGAAGAGGCAUAUCCUGAACAGGUUGCAGAUGAGGGAAAGACCGAACAUCACUCACCCCAUCCCGAAAGCUGCGAUGGUGACAGCGCUGAGGAAGCUUCAUGCUGGGAAAGUGCGGGAGGACGGAAGGGUCGAGAUACCGAACCUAGACGGACACGCUACCUACAAUAAUGAAGUGCAGGAGGACACCUCAGAGAUAAUCAGUUUCGCGGAAUCAGAUGAACUGUCAUCGUCGAAGUCCAGCUUCCACUUCCUCAUCUCCAACGAGGGGAACCAGAACCUGUACGUGUCCCAGGCCAACCUGUGGCUGUACUUCAAGCUGCUGCCCUCCGCCUCGGAGAAGGGCUCCCGACGCAAGGUGACGGUGAAGGUGUACUACCAGCAGACGGCAGGCGCGGGCGGGCGGUGGGGCCUGGUGGAGAAGCGGGUGGAGCUGAAGCGCAGCGGCUGGCACACCUUCCCCCUGACGGAGGCGGUGCGGGUGGUGUUCGAGCGCGGCGACCGGCGACAGGACCUGGACGUGCGCUGCGAGGCCUGCGAGGCGGCCGCCGUGCUGCCCGUCCUGGUCGCCCCCGACGACGAGUCCCACCGGCCCUUUCUGGUGGUGCAGGCGCGCCUGGCCGACGGAAAGCACCGGAUCCGCAAGCGCGGGCUGGAGUGCGACGGGACAGGUGGCCUCUGCUGCCGGCAGCAGUUCUACAUCGACUUCAGGCUCAUCGGCUGGAACGACUGGAUCAUCGCCCCCUCCGGCUACUACGGGAACUACUGCGAGGGCAGCUGCCCGGCCUACAUGGCGGGCGUGCCCAGCUCGGCCUCCUCCUUCCACACGGCGGUGGUGAACCAGUACCGAAUGCGGGGCAUGAGCCCCGGCUCCAUGAACUCCUGCUGCAUCCCCACGCGGCUCAGCACCAUGUCCAUGCUCUACUUCGACGACGAGUACAACAUCGUCAAGCGCGACGUGCCCAACAUGAUCGUGGAGGAGUGCGGGUGCGCCUGAGGCUCGGACUACUCCCGGACUCCUGUCGACGGGGAGCAAGAAUAACGUUACGAAAAUAAUCAUAGUAACAAAGUAAUAUUUAUGAACUUUUUUCUUUUUGUACUAUAUACAUAUAUAUGCGUGUAUACACACAGACACAUAGAUGUUCUCUACUCAUGGACGCACUUACAUGUGUGCGCGCGCACAUACACUUACACACACACACACACGCACACACACGCACACACGCUCAUGCGCAUUCACAGGCACGUUUGAACACUUGUGUACAUAUAUUUAUGUUUGUUAAUAUCCUCUGGAAAAUAUGUCCUAUAAGUUCCGCCUGCAUGCACGCAAGCCAAUCCCAAUGUUACAUAUGCAGAGGUGCAGAGGUACCUUAGGUCUUGAUGUCAAAGGGAUGUAUAGGAGAAUAGUAAUCGUCAGAUUAUAUUUUUCUAGUUUGCCAUUUCUAUACAAAAAAUGGAGAGUUCUUCGACAUUCUGAUGAGGACGGAAAGAGCCUGAGACUGCCAAUGAAGGAGGUUUACCAGACUGCCAAUACUCACUUAGCCUCUUUCUAGUUUAUUCUCCAGAAAAAAUAGAAAAAAAAAACAACAAAAAGCACUGACAGCUCAACACUGAAACAACUUCUCUAGAAAACAACAUCAGCACUUCUGACAAGGAAUAAUACAUCACCGCUCUUUUUUUCUCUCCCAGUGAAACACUCCUACAGUAUGGCAAAUUCAGAACGACCAGAAGCAAUGGGAGUUGUCCUGUCAGUUUUCCUUACCUGCCAUCUGAAACGUUCCAGUCUCCUCAGACCUGUCUUGGGAAGAGGUCGUGAACUAACACUGCUGCCAGACUAAGUACUGACAGCGUAACCGGACUGUCUCGCACCCAGGAAGUGGAACCGUUAGACAUGGUGGGCAGGCCGGCUGUAAAUACAGAGAGACGGACCUUGCGUCACAUCAUAAAGCUUCCCCUGCUCAUAGGGUUUGUAGCAUCCUUUAAAAAAAGAUAUCCAAUGUACUUAAACAGCUGAUGCAAAGAAUCUCACUUUGUCUCUUCUCAAUCAGCCGAAGUGAAGAGUUGCCAUAUUGCUCAGUUGGUUAUGGAACAGCAUAGCACUUGUAAAUCUCCUAAAAUGCACAUUUUAUAGCACUUGCAGAUUUGAAAUGCCUUUUAAAGGGUACUAAGUGGUGCACCUACCCUUGCUCACUGUUCUAUUAAAAUAAGUGCCGCAUGAGCUAUGCAAUGUAUAGUAUUGACCCAUACCAGACAAACUGAACUUUUGUAGUUUUUAACUUUUAUCAAUACUUGAAUUGUAAUCUUUCGCUCUUUCUUCAAAGCGAAUGAUUGUUACAAUGUUUGCACUGAAAAGUUGCGUGAUUAGUUUAAAAAAACUGCCAUUGAAAACAAAGUUAUUUUUAUAGAAGCAAAUUGAAUUCUGUUCAAAUGUAUUAUACCUAAUGAUGGAACCAAAGAGGCCAAGAUUUUAGCUAUUAUAAGAUGGCGAGGCCAUCGCAUUAUUUUGUAAAAUACUCUGUGAUAAUUUGAGAGGCCUAAACACUGUAUCAGGGUACAAUUUUAUGGAUUCCAUUUUCAGCUCCAAGUCUUUUCUAUUUUGUAUAGUAGACAAAUGGAAUAUUACAUCUUUUUUCAUCAAAAUUAAUUCAUUUUCAGUUUUCUAUUUAAUAAAAGUACUUUUUAGUUCCUGUGCCAGAAUCAUUUAGAAUCAAAUAAAUGUCAUCUCUGUACAGUUUAUGUAAAAUAUAAAGAUGCUUUUAAAAUAUUUUGUUCUUUGUAACUGUUAAGAAAUAAAAUUCUUACUCUGCA